UGGAUCUCUCUAAAAAUCCUGUUGUCCUGGUAUGGUAAACCUCUGAAAGACUAUGAACUCUGGGCAUUAUGUCAUGAGUGUUUAUGUACUCUGCAGACUUGUGGAGAUUAUCCAGUGGUCUUAUGUUUGGACUCUGUGCUGAUUGACUGCCAUGGAAGUAUCCUCUUUGCUGCUCCAAAAGCUGAAGAAUCAUGUGAUAUAUUUUACUUAGCUCCUGAAAUUGAAGAAGAGUAUGUGGAUACUGAGAAGGUCUGCGUUUAUGGUGUUGCUGCAGUACUGUGGAUGGCUGCAAAAUCCAGUGUUCCACCAAGUCACAAACUAGCAUUGCCAAGAAAAUUUAAAAAACUUCUUCUGGAUAUGGCAAGAAGAAACCCUGAAGAAAGACCUUCUCUAGCUGAUGCAAUUAAGACAUGCAGUCGUUAUUUAUUUGAACAAGGUGUAAACAGCAAAAAUAUUUUGGCAUUGUUGAAUAAAUCUGUCUUUAAGGCUGUUGAGGAAGACAUAAUGUCGUCUCAAGAUCAUGUUGCUUUUGCGUUUAAAAAUGAAAGACAUGAAAUGGACCCUUCAGAGUCAAGUCUAGGAUUUGUGCCUGUUACCAGUGCAAGUAAACUUGUAGCAGUUAAAGGACCAGUACCAUGCCAGAUUUCUCUAAACUGUGAGAAAGCUACAUUACCUGUUGCAUUCACCUCUCCUGCAACUCACUUCAAGCCUAUUAUUCUGCAACAAAAUGAAAAUAUAACAAAAGAGGUUCACACACCAGUUUCUGAGCAAUUCAAGAAAGAGACAAGAAAAGAAAAACAUGCGGACAACAACAAAUCAGGAUUUACAGAAGACUUUAAAAGCUGUGGUACUGAGGACACAGAUGUUCCUGCACCUGAAAUACAUGAGUGUGGUUUACAAGUUCCAGGCCAUUCGUCCCAGAUAUCUUCAGAAGAGCAAAAGCCAGGCAAUGCAUGUACUUCUGUAGUUACUUUACCAUCACCAUCUGAUUCCUCACAUAUUCUACAGGAAAAGAGCAUAUUACCUGAAGUUCCUUCAAACUCUGCAGCUUGUCCUACGUCUCCUAAUUUUCUUCAUAUAAAUAACAUCAUUCUCAAACAGGACUCAGAGAAAAGAGUUACAACAUUUGUACCAGUACAUUUAGCUGUAUCAGAGCAAAUACCAAAUAAACCUCUUCGUUCAAGAAUUGCUUAUGAUUGCUGUCAUAGUUUGCCAGUUCUACUUUCAAGUACUAUUGCAAGUUAUAAAAAAAGCAUGCAGACAGAAAAUGAUGCCUGCCUUUACAAAGUGCAAAACUGUGAGACUGCUAAUACACAGAACAAGUUAGAUAAAAGUAACCCAGUUAUUCACACCAACUGCCAAGAAAUUGAAUGUGCUGCCAGUGUAGACAGUAUUUUCACUGAACAAGGAUACAUACCAUGUACCUCAGUGAAUCAAGAAAAUUCUCAUCUCUUUAAUGCUGAAGUCCUGCCCCAGCAGAACAGAACAAGUGACACUUUACUACAGGAAGUGGUUCAUCUUAUACAGGAGGAGUUUGCGUUUGAUGGCUAUCUAGAGAAUGGAGUUGAAGUUUUUGAUAUGGGUAACUUCAUUUUAAACUUAAAGGAAAUUCAGUUUCGCAUAUUCUCUGAUAGAAUUUGUGAAAAAUUUUGUGAUCUCUACUGGGAUGAAAAAUUACUGGAGAAUCUUUAUCGGGUAGUAAAUGGAGAAAGACCUUCACAUUUAUGCAUAACUGAGGCAGAUGAUUCAAAGUGUGGCAAUGUAUUCCAAGAUCUAAAGAAUUCUGAUAGCUUCUUGACAAGCGGUGAUCAGACAGAGGGAGAAGGGGAAGCAGCCUUUGAUGUGAAGGCUGAGCCUAUGAUAAAUACAUCAUUAGCUGAAAUGGAAUUUGAUGAGUCACCUUCGGAUAAUAUCAAAAAAGAAUUGAGGCUGCACAAUACUGCCCCCUCAGAGAAAGAACAACAGUGUUUACAAGGCAACGGCAGUUGUACUGAUCCAGGCUUUGCAGAAGAAAAUACAGAGCCCGAGGAAGAGACCAUGAUGAAAAUAGCUGGAAACAGCUACCUUGUGUCUCCCAACCUAUCUGACUUUCAUGGCUGUAGUCCUGGUUGGAGCAGUGCAUUUUAUGGAGCUGAAUGUUUUGAUUCAGAAGUUCAUAGGUACAUGAAAAACCUUGGAAAGCAGAAAUCAAGUGAGUCACAAAAUAUAGAUGCUAAAAAAGUGGAACUAGAACAAUUGCUAAUGAUGGAGACAAAAAAUUACAGAAAGACCAUAAAGUUUUACCAGAAACUAUUGCAGAAAGAAAGAAGCAGCAAAGGUCUUGAAACUAAAUCUGUGUUGCCCAAAUUGAGAGAACAGCUACAGGAGAUGAAAUCAAAAGUGCAGUUUCUUGAACUGGUGAAGAAAUACGUGCAGAUCAUGUAUGCAGAACAGUGGGGUGUGGAAUCCUGUGUGCUGCCUACAGUCAUUCACAAUGGGAGAAUUAACACAGUGGAUGUGACACCUGAUGAGUCAUCAGUGCUGCUUUACUAUAACACAGAGAAACACCAGUGUAAUAAUCAAAAUGGAAUAAGAGUUCUGCAGGCUGGUACACCACUUGGUUUAAUGGCUUAUUUAUAUUCUAGAAAUGCAUUUUUAGAAGGGUACGUACAGCAGUUUCUCUACACAUUUCGCUAUUUCUGCACACAAGAAGAAUUUUUGCAGUUUCUUCUUGAUAGAAUCAGCAGCACUUUAUCCAGUGCAAGCCUGGAUCCUUCCACCUCACUUACCAAAAUAUGUAACCGCAGUUUCUACAUCCUGCAGGCUUGGAUUGAAGACUGCUACAGUGUAGACUUUGCAACAAAUACUGACCUUCUGUGCACCCUAAAAGAAUUUAUUUCUUCCAAGGUUGCUCCAUUAAAUGGCUAUGGUGAGCGUUUGUUGUCAUUGCUUGAGGAUGCUUCUGCCAGGAAAAGUGGCAGUGCUCAUCAGAGCUCCAGCAUGGACAAAUGUGAAGAGGAAGGUGAGGAGGACAGAAAAACAUUACAUUCCCUAUGUAAAAAACUCUCAGAAGAUGUUUCCAGAAAGAACUUUAACUGGAAACUUUCCAAAGGUGUGGGACCAAUUGCACAAUAUCAGAGAGAGCGACUGUACACUAGUUCAUCAGUUUUGCCAAAGCCAUGCUACAACAGUUUUAGAGAAGAAUUCCCGGUCUCCUUUACUAAAUCAGAUGAAGUAGGACCAUAUCUCUUAAUAGAAUACAGUGUGCAAGAGCUUUGUUGUCAGCUGACAUUACUGCAACAGGAAGUAUUUCAUAAAUGUCAUCCAGUACACUUUCUAAAUUCAAGAGCACUUGGUGUUAAAGACAAAUGUGUUUCUGUCCAAAAAGCUGUUUCUGCUGAGACAGUUUCAUUUAAAGUCUGUAAUCUGUUUCUGUCAAAGUGCAUACAAGACCAGUACCUUCUACAAUUAUUAAGUAAUGCAGACAGUGUCAGCACCUGGGUUGCUGCUGAAAUUGUAACAUGUCACACAUCUAAGUUGCAGGUGAGCUUGUUAUCAAAAUUUCUUCUUAUAGCAAAAGGCUGCUAUGAACAAAGGAAUUUUGCUACUGCGAUGCAAAUCCUAUCAGGCUUAGAAAAUCUUAUUGUACGACAGUUACCAGCCUGGAAAAUUUUACCUGCAAAAGUAGCCGAAAUAAUGGAGGAACUCAAGGCUGUUGAGGUGUUUUUAAAAAGUGACAGCUUGUGCUUGAUGGAAGGAGGAAGAUACAAAACACUUCCAACAAUUCCCUCAGCCCAUGUUUUGGCUAUGCAUGUCCAACAACUUGAAACUGGAGGAUUCACAAUGACAAACGGAGCUCACAAGUGGACUAAACUUAGAAAUAUUGCAAAAGUUGUGAGCCAAGUUCAUGCGUUUCAAGAGAAUCCUUACACAUAUACACCAGAUUUCAAGCUGCAAUCUUACCUCAGACAAAGAAUAACUCGUUUUAAAGAUGCAGAUGUUUCUGUCUUGGCAGCUGACAACUGUGCCAACUUCCAUCAGAUACCAGCAGAAAAACAUUCUCGAAAAAUUCAGGACACACUGCGCAGAAUGAAGGCAACAUUUCAGUAAUUGUUUAUGUUUCAUCUGUUGUAUUCCAAGUGUGGAUUGUAAAGCUGGAUUCAGUUGACCUCAUCUUCUGGACCAUUUCCCAAGCAAAUACUUAAGUGAAGUGACUUAAAAUACUAUCCCAAGUUGAAAUAAUUAUAUUUCUUAACACGGAAUUAUAAAAUGCUGACUAAUGAGAUUUGAAUCCCUAGCAACUGGGUGAAAGAUCAA
Molecule: messenger RNA, 4296 nt
Organism: Nestor notabilis (Kea)
Lineage: Eukaryota; Metazoa; Chordata; Aves; Psittaciformes; Psittacidae
Gene: KNDC1
Product: kinase non-catalytic C-lobe domain (KIND) containing 1
Exons: 24
Biological process (GO): small GTPase-mediated signal transduction
Molecular function (GO): guanyl-nucleotide exchange factor activity
Source: RefSeq, a predicted model, not a curated record